AUGAAGAGUAUUUUUCGGAAGUUCCACAUCGGAGGCGGACAAGAUCCUAGCCGAUCUGGAGAGAUUUCCUCGUCUCCGGCGGGCGCCGCCGCCGCCGCUACCGCCUUAUACCCGUUUCAUUCGCUUCCGAUCACCGGACUUCGGCGGCGCCUCCUUCGCCGACACCACCGUCCCCAGUGGAUGGGGAGAGAGUGGUGUCGGCGGCGGGGGGGGAAACCGGCUCAGUUUUGGGAGUUCCAGGUGCAGCUGGCGUUGGCGAUUAGCGCGUCAAAGUCGGAGUUCAGAGAGGAUCCGGAUGGCGAUCAAAUCCGUGCCGCUAAGCUGUUAAGCUUGGGAACGCGUGACCAGGGACGACAGGAGGAGGGUGCGGCUCAGUUGCUUUCGCAGCGGUAUUGGGACUACAAUGUGCUUGAUUAUGAUGAGAAAGUUGUGGACGGGUUCUAUGACAUAUUUGGGCUUCCCAACAAGUUGGGAAGUCAAGGGAAGAUGCCAUCUCUUCAUGAUCUCCAAACCAGUAUAGGGGAUCUUGGGUUCGAAGUUAUUAUUGUAAAUCGCACCAUUGAUAAUGCCCUAGUGGAGUUGGAACAAGUUGCUCAUUGCAUUUCCUUGGACUUCCCUGCUGCAGAAGUUGUGUUUUUGGUACAAAGGGUUUCUGAGCUUGUUUCUCAGCACAUGGGUGGUCCUGUAAAGGAUGCAAAUGAAAUGCUAGUUCGGUGGAUUGAAAAAAGUACGGAGUUAAGGAGCUCACUACAAACAAGCUUAUUGCCCAUUGGUUGCAUAAAUAUAGGUCUCUCUCGUCAUCGUGCUCUUCUAUUCAAGGUCCUUGCUGAUAAUGUUGGCAUACCUUGCAAGCUAGUCAAAGGAAGUCAUUAUACAGGUGUUGAUGGUGAUGCUGUCAACAUAAUAAAGUAUGGUGAUCAUAGAGAAUUUUUGGUUGAUCUUAUGGCUGCCCCUGGUACCCUUAUUCCAGCAGAUGUACCAAUUACAGAGGAUGCUUCAUUGAAAUCCUAUAAUGUAAUGGUGAAUCAAAACCUAAUUCCUUGGAAUAUAAAUAAUUCAGGUGACUAUUUUUCGAGAGGUGAAAGUGGAAAUUACAACUUGGUUGGUGAUAAGAUGCUUGAUGGAAGGCCAAGUCGUGAAAACAUGGCAUUGCUACCAUCUUUACUAGGAGAAUCAUCAGCAAAUGCUGCAAGCAGUUCAAGUGGAAAUGCAGAAAGUCUUUAUCAGCAUGGAAUAUCUAACCAAAUUUUAUCUUCUACAAGUGGAGCUACAAGUUCAGGAGAUUCUUUGGACUCAAGGAACCUUUUUUCUGAACUUAAUCCAUUUCAGGCACUUGUAGUUGGAAAGCCUUCUUCAGCUUUUAAAGCUUCUGAUCAUAGAACUAAUGAAUAUCAAAGGUCAAGAGAGCCAGGUGCAUCUGGACCUGGAAGACCUCAUAAUCAGUCACCGCUGGUUCGUAAAAGUCAUUAUCCAUGCAUUGAUGUUUCAAACACAAAGCAUUACAACUUUGUGGAGGGAGUCAUUCCAAAGAAUAAUGUAGGGGAUAGAGAUCUUAAUACGUCACCCUAUGCAUCCAGCUCAACUGGAAGCUCUAUGUUUAAUCCUAUGUCUAGUUCUGGUACUGCAUUCCCAGUCAGUGCUGAUGAUACCUCUAGAACUAUUGAUUGUUCUUCUGGAGCUACGAACUCAUCCGUUACUUUAGGACCUUCCCAAAAUGGUAAAGUAGUCAGUGUUGAUCCUCCGAUAAACAAAAGUUUAUUCCAAAUUCAAUCUGAAAAACAUGGUUUGCCAUUGCGAAACAAUGCUUCUCAUGAGGCAAUGGAGCGAGAAAAAAAUGUCAAUGCAAAGCAAGACAGGAGAAGGCGCACACAUGAUAGAUUUAUGGGCAGGAAUAUGGCCCCAGAAAAUUCAGAUCCAUCGGUUUCUUACACUCAGGAUAGGUUUAUUGGGAAGGAUAUGGUGGAGAAUACAAAUCACCAAGCUUCUUUGCCAUUAUCCAGACCAAGCAGAAUUGAUCCAAUGCUUGAUGAUGUAGCUGAAUGGGAAAUUCCUUGGGAAGAUCUUGUAAUUGGUGAAAGGAUUGGAUUAGGUUCAUAUGGAGAAGUUUAUCAUGCUGAUUGGAACGGCACCGAAGUAGCAGUGAAAAAGUUUCUAGACCAAGAUUUUUAUGGAGAUGCUUUGGAUGAAUUUCGAAGCGAAGUUCGAAUAAUGCGCCGGUUGCGUCAUCCUAAUAUUGUUCUUUUUUUGGGUGCUGUGGCCCGACCUCCUAAUCUCUCAAUUGUGUCCGAGUUUCUUCCAAGAGGAAGCUUAUACAAGAUUCUUCAUCGUCCUAAUUGCCAAAUUGAUGAGCAGAGGAGGAUCAAAAUGGCGCUUGAUGUGGCUAAAGGAAUGAAUUGUUUGCAUACUAGUGCUCCAAUAAUUGUUCAUCGAGAUCUCAAAUCACCAAAUUUGUUGGUUGACAAAAAUUGGACCGUAAAGGUUUGUGAUUUUGGCCUUUCACGCUUAAAGCACAGUACUUUUCUGUCAUCUAAAUCUACUGCUGGAACACCGGAGUGGAUGGCACCAGAGGUUUUACGUAACGAACCAUCCAAUGAAAAAUGUGAUGUCUAUAGUUUUGGAGUCAUCCUAUGGGAGCUUGCAACACUGCGCAAACCUUGGAGCGGUAUGAACCCAAUGCAGGUUGUUGGUGCCGUCGGCUUCCAGAAUCGACGGCUCGAAAUUCCCAAUGAAAUCGACCCUCUAGUUUCCAGAAUCAUUUGGGAAUGCUGGCAAAUGGAACCAAGCUUGCGCCCUUCUUUCGCGCAGCUCACAACCGCUUUAAAGUCCUUGCAGCGCCUCGUCGUCUCCCCUCACCAUGACUCCCAGAAUCCGAUGGCAUCGCAGGAGAUUCCGGUGAACUCGACGCCAUGAUAUUCUCUUCGAAUUGUGAAUAAUUAUACCAAUAUUACUUAUUUUGAUGUAUAGAGUAGAAUUAUUUAAGAAAAAUGUUAAGUCUUCUGUACAAAGGUUUGAGAACUAUAUAGUCAUCCUGUGGUUAAUUUGCCAGGUGCAGCUAAAGGGAAUUGCUUGUUUAUUGUACAGUGAUUGGGCUGUCAGUGGCUUCAAAUGUAAAAUGUCUUACAGGAAUUUAUAAUUAUUUUGUUUUUUUUAGUGUUUUUGGAAAAUUGGCAUGUUUUUAGUGAAUGAAUAUUGUUACUUUGG
This is a messenger RNA of Phalaenopsis equestris, 3201 nucleotides long. RefSeq names its product serine/threonine-protein kinase EDR1-like. The coding region runs from base 1 to 2910 and encodes 969 amino acids. Gene Ontology annotation, biological process: protein phosphorylation. NCBI's taxonomy places the organism in Eukaryota, Viridiplantae, Streptophyta, Magnoliopsida, Asparagales, Orchidaceae. The record is from RefSeq and is a predicted model, not a curated record. Gene Ontology annotation, molecular function: ATP binding; protein kinase activity. The transcript is spliced from 13 exons.